UCACGAAUCCGUGUUACUUUUCCGAUUUCCGCUCGUGAGGUUCUUGAAAAAAGCUUUCAGGGAUGGCUUCGAUGCCGACAUCUUCAUCGUACCCGAACAUUGGGCAAUGACGGCGAAAUCGUCCAUGAGCUCGUCUUCAAACGGAUUCAUCAUUCCAUAGUUAAUUCCAUGGAUCACUUGAAUUUCCUUGUUCAACUUCUUCCGAGAUUAGCUCAAUCAUUUGCACAAGAUGUGAACGUGGGGCUGAUUGAAUUGCUAUUCGGACGAAAUUAUGAAGUGAAAUAACAAAAAUUUCUCUCCACUCAUGACUGUAGUACUUGCGGUAUGCUUGGCAACCUUCCGGUUUUGGAUGAUAUGGAAAUGCUGAAAGAAGAAAAUAACAAAUACACACCAUUAAGCCCCAUAAUCAUCGGAAGUGCGCAAGAUAAAUUGUAUUACAUAAAAAGGAUUACUUCAUUCAAGAUAAUACAGACAGAGUAUAAACAAAGGAAAGAAAAAAAUAUGACCAAAUUCAUGAGAACAUACCAAACCAUUCAGCCCAUGUUGGAUUAUUCUGAGUUAGCGAUGCACAUUUGA
Messenger RNA from Haemonchus placei, 576 nucleotides. NCBI's taxonomy places the organism in Eukaryota, Metazoa, Nematoda, Chromadorea, Rhabditida, Trichostrongylidae. The record is from the annotation of a GenBank genome assembly.